UCUUUCUUCCGCACACCGCAAAAAACGACUUUCUGCUUUGAAUAUUCUCCGAUUCAGCACAGUUUAUAGAUGGCAAUCUUUACUCGCUGUAUGAAAGUCGAUAAGAAAGACGAGAAAAAUUUCGAAGACUCGGACAAAUUACAUUUGCGAUCAAGGUCCUCCAAGGAGUCGCAAAGCGCGAGCUCGAAUCCCGUGCUCGCCUGUUUGCCCAAGAUGUCAUCGAUCAUAUCUGGAUAUCACAUGGCUUCAGUCAGUCCAGGAAGAGUAGAGUAUGGCUGUAGAGCUAACAGAGCAGGUGGAAUUAGACGCCCAAUUUCAUUAAUUCCAAAGGAAGCCAUGGAAAAGAAGAAUGACCACAGGUUCGAACCUCAGGAGCCCACGUCUCCCAAAGUGUCGUGUACUGGGCAAGUGAAGAAGAUAAAACAGGCCAAGCAAAUACUAAUGAGGUCUCAGGAUCGACCCCCGCUGUCAUCUCAAACGAGGCCCCUUCUAUCGCCUCCCGGCGGCAAAUUUUCCAAGAUGAAAUCUUUUUUCUCCGGCAAGAAAGUGACGGAAUCGGCACUUUGCGAGUCCCCAGAUCAGAUUGCAGUAAAUAAUUGCCCUUCCCUUGGCCAGAUGAAAAGGUUUUCCUCCGCUAGGCACUGCGAUGCACUGGCAAAUGUAUGGACAGAGAUUCACAACAAUUGACAGAGAAAUGUAGUGAUCAAACGAGCGAUGCAAAUAUAUCGCAUAAUUGAAAUGUAGAGUUUUACUCAUAAUUGAAAGGCCAAAGACUUAAAUUAAUUUAUGUCGGUGUCAAUGGAUUAGAGACCAAGUCUUAACUCAUUUUUCAAAGGAGGCUUUAAUUUGAUUUCUGUUGGUUUACUGUAAUCCUUCAACGUUUGUCGGCCUCGUGCUCGGCGAAUGAGUUUUCUUCACUUUUCGAUGACAGAGACUUACGGCGCAUGCUUUAUUUGAAUAAAAGUUUCAGUUCAUUUGUAUUCAAAAUAUCAAGAGUCAGAAGUUGGAUUUUUCUUUGUGAAUUAAAUGCAUGUUGUAUAUAAUUUUAGUUUGA
Molecule: messenger RNA, 1054 nt
Organism: Cryptomeria japonica (Japanese cedar)
Lineage: Eukaryota; Viridiplantae; Streptophyta; Pinopsida; Cupressales; Cupressaceae
Exons: 1
Coding region: 70-687 (205 amino acids)
Source: RefSeq, a predicted model, not a curated record